Hypanus sabinus (Atlantic stingray) is the source of this 6022-nucleotide messenger RNA. RefSeq names its product vinculin. The record is from RefSeq and is a predicted model, not a curated record. Gene Ontology annotation, molecular function: structural molecule activity; actin filament binding. The transcript has 21 exons. The coding region runs from base 196 to 3396 and encodes 1066 amino acids. NCBI's taxonomy places the organism in Eukaryota, Metazoa, Chordata, Chondrichthyes, Myliobatiformes, Dasyatidae. Gene Ontology annotation, cellular component: actin cytoskeleton. Gene Ontology annotation, biological process: cell adhesion.
GCGAAGGGCGGGGUGGGAGAGAAAGUAUCCACUAGAAGGGAGACUUGCUCGAGGAAAAUCGUUUGGGAGUGUUCUUUUCUUGUGUAUUGUAAAGUAGAAAGCGGAAGUAUUUCGAAUAUAUCUUGACUAGAAGCAUCGUCUUCUUCUCUUUAACUUUGGGUGCACUUUGAUUUUGGUCCUGCUUGAGUUGCAACGAUGCCUGUGUUUCAUACGAAGACGAUAGAAAGUAUCCUGGAGCCCGUGGCUCAACAAAUUUCCCAUCUGGUUAUUAUGCACGAAGAGGGUGAAGUGGAUGGAAAAGCUAUUCCUGAUCUUACGGGCCCGGUUGCUGCUGUACAGGCUGCUGUCAGUAAUUUGGUGAGGGUUGGCAAAGAAACUGUACAGACUACAGAAGACCAAAUUAUGAAGAGAGAUAUGCCACCAGCCUUCAUUAAGGUUGAAAAUGCCUGUACUAAAUUGAUCCAGGCUGCACAGAUGCUGAAGGACAACCCAUACGCUGUACCUGCACGUGAUUAUCUCAUUGAUGGUUCAAGAGGAAUUCUUUCUGGAACGUCAGACCUGCUGUUGACAUUUGAUGAGGCAGAGGUCCGUAAAAUAAUUCGUGUAUGCAAAGGUAUUUUGGAAUACCUCACGGUUGCUGAAGUGGUGGAAACAAUGGAGGAUUUGGUGACCUAUACUAAAAAUUUGGGUCCAGGAAUGACUAAAAUGGCGAAAAUGAUUGAUGAAAGACAACAGGAACUAACUCAUCAAGAGCACAGGGUAAUGCUGGUGAAUUCUAUGAACACUGUGAAAGAGCUUCUUCCUGUACUCAUUUCAGCUAUAAAGAUUUUUGUGACCACAAAACAAUUUAAAAGUCAAGGAGUGGAAGAAGCUUUAAAGAACCGUAACUUCACUGUGGAGAAAAUGAGUACUGAAAUCAAUGAGAUAAUUCGUGUGUUGCAGCUAACAUCUUGGGAUGAAGAUGCUUGGGCCAGUAAGGACACUGAGACCAUGAGAAGAGCUCUGGCUAUGAUUGACUCAAAGAUAAAUCAGGCCAAAAACUGGCUAAGAGAUCCUAAUGCGCCUCCAGGUGAUGCUGGAGAGCAGGCCAUCAAACAAAUAUUGGAUGAAGCUGGCAAAGUGGGAGAACUGUGUGCAGGCAAGGAACGGAGAGAAAUUCUGGGCACCACCAAGGCUUUGGGUCAGAUGACUGACCAAGUAUCUGAACUCCGAGCCAGAGGUCAAGGGGCUACACCAAUUGCCAUGCAGAAAUCACAGCAAGUAUCCCAAGGGUUGGACAUGUUAACAGCAAAAGUGGAAAACGCAGCCAGGAAACUGGAAGCCAUGACUAAUUCAAAGCAGGCCAUUGCUAAGAAAAUUGAUGCUGCUCAGAGCUGGCUGGCUGAUCCACAUGGAGGUCCUGAAGGAGAAGAGCAAGUUCAUGGUAUUUUAAAAGAAGCUAAGAAAAUUGCAGAUCUUUGUGAAGAUGCUAAAGAACGUGAUGACAUACUGCGUUCGAUUAAUGAAAUAGGAGCACUGACUGCAAAGCUAUCUGACUUGAGAAGGCAAGGCAAAGGUGAUAGCCCAGAAGCCCGUGCUUUGUCUAAGCAAAUUGCAACAACCCUACAAAAUUUACAAAGUAAAACAAAUCGAGCAGUGGCCAGCAGUCGGCCAGUGAAAGCAGCAGUUAAUCUAGAAGGUAAAAUUGAGCAAGCCCAACGCUGGAUUGAUAAUCCUACAGUUGAUGACCGUGGAGUGGGCCAGGCAGCUAUCCGUGGGCUUGUUGCUGAAGGCCGUCGGCUGGCCAAUGCAUUGAUGGGACCUUAUCGUCAGGAACUGACUGGGAAGUGUGACCGAGUAGAACUCCUAGCUGGACAGCUUGCUGAUCUGGCAGUUCGAGGUGAAGGGGACAGCCCUCAAGGCAGAGCAAUUGCUGCACAACUACAGGAUGCACUAAAGGACCUAAAAGGCAAAAUGCAAGAAGUCAUGACCCAAGAAGUAUCUGAUGUUUUCAGUGAUACAACCACACCGAUUAAAUUGCUUGCUGUGGCAGCCACUUCUCCCCAAGAUGCACCAAAUAGAGAAGAGGUGUUUGAGGAGAGGGCGGGAUAUUUUGAAAAUCAUGCUGCCAAAUUGGGUGCUACUGCAGAGAAAGCUGCUGCUGUUGGAGCUGCAAACAAAAGUACGGUGGAAGGUAUACAGACAGCUGUGAAAUCUGCUCGAGAGUUAACACCACAGGUGGUUUCAGCUGCACGGAUCUUGUUGAGAAAUCCUGAUAACCAGGCUGCCUAUGAACAUUUUGAAACUAUGAAGAACCAGUGGAUUGAUAAUGUUGAAAAAAUGACAGGUUUAGUUGACGAAGCCAUUGAUACCAGGUCCUUAUUGGAUGCUUCUGAGGAAGCCAUUAAGAAAGAUAUAGACAAAUGCAAAGUAGCAAUGGCCAAUGUACAGCCUCAGAUGCUGGUGGCUGGAGCAACAAGCAUUGCUCGUCGGGCAAACAGAAUCCUUUUGGUUGCUAAAAGAGAAGUUGAAAACUCAGAAGAUCCAAAAUUUCGUGAAUCAGUAAAGGCAGCAUCAGAUGAACUAAGCAAAACAAUUUCCCCCAUGGUAAUGGAUGCUAAAGCUGUAGCUGGCAACAUUUCAGAUCCUGGUCUGCAGAAGAGCUUCUUGGAUUCAGGAUAUCGAAUUCUCGGUGCUGUAGCUACAGUUCGGGAAGCUUUCCAGCCUCAGGAGCCGGACUUUCCUCCGCCACCACCUGAUCUUGAUCAGCUUCAGCUGAAUGAUGAACCUGCUCCUCCUAAGCCACCACUUCCUGAAGGUCAGGUUCCACCACCACGGCCUCCACCUCCAGAGGAAAAAGAUGAGGAAUUCCCUGAAAUGAAAGCGGGAGAAGUAGUGAAUCAGCCUAUGAUGGAGUCUGCCCGGCAGCUGCAUGAUGAAGCCAGGAAAUGGUCAAGCAAGGGUAAUGACAUCAUCGGUGCUGCUAAGAGGAUGGCCUUAUUGAUGGCAGAAAUGUCUCGGCUGGUGCGUGGUGGGAGUGGAAACAAACGUGCUCUUAUUCACUGUGCUAAGGACAUAGCCAAGGCAUCCGAUGAAGUGACAAGACUGGCAAAAGAGGUUGCCAAGCAAUGUACUGAUAAGCGAAUCAGAACUAAUCUCCUUCAGGUGUGUGAACGUAUUCCAACUAUCAGCACACAACUUAAAAUUCUCUCCACUGUCAAAGCUACAAUGUUAGGGAGGACCAACAUUAGUGAGGAAGAAUCUGAGCAGGCUACAGAAAUGUUGGUUCACAAUGCUCAAAAUCUGAUGCAGUCUGUUAAGGAAACUGUACGAGAAGCAGAGGCUGCAUCCAUCAAGAUCAGAACAGAUGCAGGAUUCACACUCCGUUGGGUUCGGAAAACUCCAUGGUAUCAGUAAAUAAACAAGUUUGCCUGGCCUGUUCAUUUUGAAAAGAGGGAAGGAAAAAUGGCCUUUGAGAAAGUAAAUUGCUUUACAUCAGUGCACUGGGAGAGUAAAGUGAAACAGAGUGGUAUUGUGGUUUUAGUAUUGACGUAAUGUAUCUUAUCACAUCGUUCAAUAAUACAUAAUCUUUGUUAAUUAUUAACUAUAUGUCUUGCAUGUAUGACACUAUUAGAAUUAUGAAAAUGUCUAGCAUUGUUUUUACACUUAUGCUUUACAGCUUUCCAUUAAACCACUGAAAAUGUGUAUUUUUUCCAAUAUUUGUUACCAAUUUUCCCUGCUGGUCUAUAAAUCAUAUUUUGCAUGAUAUAGAAAUAAGUGAAAGUUUCUCCAUCUCCUGCCUUUCAUACAUUAAGCACUGGUGGCGUCUCAAAUGAUGAAAGUAUGAUCAGCCAUAAAUCAGUAAAAUGCUAUAAUUGAUUUAUUUUACUUAAAUUGAUAUAUAACUUAUUUCAGAGUCAACUUGUAUAAUUUGCCCAGCAGCCAUAUGUUCGAUCUAUCUUCACUCUGAAGUUUGAUUCAACACUUCAGUGUACUUGCUGUGGGUAGGCUUGGAUUACAUUUGCAGAGUUGUGGAGGAUGUGCUAGACUAAUUAUAAUAUUUGUACAAGUCCUGUUCUUAGUACUUUCAUAUCUGAACAUUAACAAUUGUCAAGCCAAAGACUGUGCAUGGUAGAUUUCUUUAUGGAAGGCAUUGUUUUGAGACAAGUGAACUAUUAAUCUCAGAGUAUUGAAUAAAAUGUCAAAAUCAUUUUAUCUUGCUAUUGGGAAUUGAAGAACAGUUUGUUAAAUGUAAACACAAUUGUGCUUUGAGUCAUGGUACAUACUAUGCCUAGAAGAAUUACUGUUAGAAUUAGAAAACACACAAUUGUAAUGUGGGACUUCAUCACAAACAUUUGCAUACAGUACUUUAACUGGAAAUUGUAUUAUUUUGAGAACAGUUACAUUCUGGACUAAAUACAUUGCAGGAUUUGUUUUUGCUGGAACUGUUUCAUCAGUCAGUGCGAAAGUCAGAAUUUUCCCAGAGGUACUGUUUAAUGUUGGUAAAUGCAGACAAAAUGCUUCACAAAAUUGUGAUAUUGCUCAAAUUCUUGCAAAGUUGAGAAGGUGAUAAGCCCUUGUAAGAUAAUUAAGACCUGGUGGAUAAUGUUCUUGAAACUCAAUCCUUUCUUGAACUUUAUUAUUAGGUACAAGAAAUUGACAGUCUGGAUAUUUUAACCCAAAACAUUUAUGUACAAUUGGUUCACAAUAUAUUAAUAUGUUUAAAGGGAUUGGAACAGGUUUUGAAAAUCUAUCAUUAUAUAUACUAAAAUACUCAGGUUUUGACUUCUCACAUUUGUAAAAAUGAGUAUUUUAUCCAUACUGCUAGUUUUAAUACAACUAUUUUCAGCACAUUUAAAAUUGCCAAGUUAUUUCUAAUGUGUGUCAGUAACUUUCAGUAUUCACAUACAAAUACAGCAGUUUGUUGAAAUUUGUACAUUUCCCACAGUGAAUCUUUAUAGACAGUUUGUUCUGAGGGGAAUAAUGUAUAUUAAAGUUUAAAAUUUAAUUCAGAAUUAUUGGGGUAAGAAGAUCAGAUAAUUUAAAGAAAUAUUAUUGAUGUUUAGCCUUACUUUCUUGUAUAUUUGUGCUCACUUAUCUUUAUUAAGACUGUUCAGUUACUUCCAUAAUUGUCUUAUCAUGCACCAGUUCAAGUUAUGGCCUUAAAUUUCCAUACACUUCCUUAAAAAUAGAUUGCAAAAGGGUUGAGAAGUGCAACGUGUUCCUUUGGCUUCAAUUCUGAAAGGGCCAAUGUACAUUUUCCUGCAAGAGUAGGUCUUGACAGGAGGCCAAAUCUACACAAAGAAUGCAAAUUAUUUCAUUAGAAUCCUGAGUAUUCAUUUUGCAAACAGUAUCCACUUGUUUUUGCUGAAAGUUGCACAAUCUUGGCUUCCUUUCACAGCAGAUAUUAAUGCAUGAAAUUAUAGCAACAGUUGUAAAUAUGCAGAUUUUUAUCAAGCAUUCUUGAAAUUGUACUCUGUCUUUCCUGGAAUGUUUAUUCUGUAAUUUGGGUUAUCCAUGUGUAAUUUUACUGUAAUUUCCAUCAAAUCUACCAUUAGUCUUUAUGUACAAUUUAAUGAAUGUACAUGUCACACAAGGAACGACAUGACCCUAAAUGCAGGAUUUAGUUAGAGCUUGCAUUAUGCUCAGGUACCCAAUUCAUGGUUGUAGUGCAAGAUUGAGUUGGGUUUUAUGAUAUAAUAAAUUUUUUGAAUAUGGUCAUGUAGAUAGAACAUGUUUUCCUUCACAAAUUGCAAUUACUGCUUGGUGGACCUUGAUACUGAUUUCAUAAUCAUAUGACAAAGAAUUGUGCAACAAAAAAUAUUCAAUCAUUUUAACACUGUCAAAUUAAUCACCUCUUGUAUCAGAAAUAUCAGACUACUUUGGCUGGGAAUAUAAUGCUUAAUCUAAUUUUAAUUCUCUUCAGUCACUUUGGUUUGAACACAGUGAAACAUUGGCUUUAGCAGGAUUUGUAACUUGUUAAAGUUUACUUAUUUGCUACAUUAAGUGCCUGCAGUUUUAAAAUAAAGUAUUUUUAACAUUU